AUGGGGACGACUUGCUCCUCUCUCCCUUGGUGCCACCUGCAGCACACCAUAGGUGGGUCAACUCGUCCCUCCCCCCUCCCCCCUCCCCCAACCCCUUCCAGUGGUGACAGUGCCGGCAACGAUCAUGGGUCUCUUCCCUUGGCGCAUAAAAAAGAAGAUCAACUGAAGAUGCCCUUGAGUGAGGCCGCCGUUCUCUCCCCAUGUCCAUUAGAGCAAGAGGGAUAAAUCAUUUUUAUUUUGUUUCUUUGACUUUUAUGUAAUUGAACCUCUUUUAUCCUAGUUAAUACAAUCUAAAUUUCGUGAAAGUUUAUUCCCCUUUGUCUCAUCAAUUUUGAAUAGUCAAAGUUGUUGAAGGAAGUGAAAAAUCAUCCCCAUUGGCUAUCUAUAAUUUAUUUACAAGGUGGCUGGUUGAGCCUUGAGAGAAAUCUUCUUCUCAACGUGCAUUGAAUUUCUAUUUGUGGCCGCUAAAUUUCAGAGAGUAAAUAAAUUAGAAUAUGAUCAUUAAUUAACAUACAUCAACUAGUUCAAAACUCUCCUUGUGUUAAACUUGGUUUUUCAAUAAUUCAUCAAGAUUAGGAGAAGAGCUCUCUCCCUCCCCACCUCGUUAUCUCUCUCUCUCUCUCUCUCUCUCUCUUUCUUUCGUUCGAAGGCAAGAGAGGUAGAGAUCAUUGUGGCCGUCCCCCUGAUCUACUCUCUCAUCAUCCCACCUCCAUCGAUAGCCUGGCGACCUCCUUGACGCCUAUGGCCGUCGGUGAGGAGCUCCGGGAGAGUGGGUCGUCGCAGGGUGGCCCAGAAGAUCCCCCCCCCUUUCAGAUCUCUCGGCGGUCCUCAUCGAAUCUUCGUAUUUUUGGGAGAGAGAGAGAGAGAGCGAGAGAGAGAGAGAGAGAGAGAGAGAGAGAGAGAGAGAGAGAGAGAGAGAGAGAGAGAGAGAGAGAGAGAGAGUCAGUGGUACAGGCGAACAUUAAAAUGGGAAUAUAGAAUAGGACAAAACAAAAUAAACUUAUUUAAGAAUUCUUCAUGGGGUUUUGGAGAGUUCGACCAAGACGAUACGAUCUAAUGAGACAGUCAAUGCCAAUAUAAUUACCGCCUGA
Messenger RNA from Spirodela intermedia, 1091 nucleotides. Lineage: Eukaryota; Viridiplantae; Streptophyta; Magnoliopsida; Alismatales; Araceae. The record is from the annotation of a GenBank genome assembly.